Molecule: messenger RNA, 477 nt
Organism: Lasiodiplodia theobromae
Lineage: Eukaryota; Fungi; Ascomycota; Dothideomycetes; Botryosphaeriales; Botryosphaeriaceae
Product: CoA-binding protein
Exons: 2
Coding region: 1-477 (158 amino acids)
Source: RefSeq, a predicted model, not a curated record
AUGGAAGUCGCUCUCAAAACCUUCUUCACCUCUCCACGCUUCGCCGUCGCGGGCGCAAGCUCCGAUCCCGCAAAGUUCGGCCACAAAGUAUUCGUAUGGUACCUCCAGCACUCCCUCCCCGUCACCCCGAUCAACCCGGGCUCGUCCAGCAUCACCGCCCUCAGCAAGCCCCACACCACCGCAUCCUCGCCCAAAGCGCUCCCUUCUCCAUCCGAGACGGCGCUUUCCGUGAUAACCCCGCCGCCGGUGACGCUGAAGCUCCUGCGCGAGGCGAAAGAGGUCGGCGUCCGGGCCGUCUGGCUGCAGCCGGGCACGUUCGACGACAAGGUGCUGGAGUUUGCAGAAGAGGCGUGGCCCGGCGCCGUGAUUGCGGGCGAUAAGUGGGGCAGGAAUGGCGGUCAUGGGGAAGGUUGGUGCGUGUUGGUCGAUGGCGAGGAGGCGCUGAAGAUUGCCGGGAGGGAAUGGUCCAGGCUGUGA